Populus euphratica (Euphrates poplar) is the source of this 1637-nucleotide messenger RNA. It is a transcript of the gene PIPK10, whose product is annotated as phosphatidylinositol phosphate kinase 10. The record is from RefSeq and is a predicted model, not a curated record. The transcript is spliced from 9 exons. Bases 126 to 1352 code for a protein of 408 amino acids. Gene Ontology annotation, cellular component: plasma membrane. Gene Ontology annotation, molecular function: 1-phosphatidylinositol-4-phosphate 5-kinase activity. NCBI's taxonomy places the organism in Eukaryota, Viridiplantae, Streptophyta, Magnoliopsida, Malpighiales, Salicaceae. Gene Ontology annotation, biological process: phosphatidylinositol phosphate biosynthetic process.
CGGAAGUGGCAAAACGGCCACAAGUCAAGUAAGCUGGUCAUAUGAAAAGGGCAUAUAAAGGGAUAUGGAAAUGAGAUUCAGAAACAAAAGCAAUAUAUAUUUAAAGGCAUUUUGAAGGGCAGCAAAUGGCGAUGCAUUUCAAAGACCUUCCUUCUCUGGCAUUCAGGGAUGCUCAAAGGAACACGAUACGAUAUUGUAAACAGGAUUCCGGACGCGUUGAUGAUCGCGUGUAUAGUGAUUAUAAAUGCAAGGAUUACUGUCCCGAUGUUUUCAGACGCAUACAAGAGCUCAGAAAUAUUGAUCGCUGUGAUUACAUGAUGUCGAUACGUUCAGAUUUGACCCUAAGGGAGAUAUUGUCAGCAGGAAAGGAUACUCGUGUGAUCCCUGUCAGCACUGAUGACCGCCUUGUUAUAGGAAUCGUGCCAAAAUCUGAAAAGAAGGUAAUGCUGCGUGUGCUUCCAAGCUAUUGUUUCCAUCUUGAAAUGAACCGCGAUUCACUGUUAAGCAUCUUGUAUGGAAUCCACUAUAUGAAGCCAAUUGGUGGUCCUAAGGUUUACUUUUCUGUCUAUUCCAGAGUGAUUCCAUCAGAUGCUAACAUAUUCAGGGUUUUUGAUCUGAAAGGCUCGUGGAAAGGACGAAAAAUAAACAAACCAAGAGGCAAAGAGAACAUCAUAUUAAAGGAUAUGGACUUCGGUUUUCGUUUUUCCCUAGAUCCAUUGAUCCAAGAAAAACUCUUAGGGCAAAUCAAGCAUGAUUGUGAGUUUUUGGAAGCUCAGGGAAUAAUGGAUUACAGUCUUUUGAUUGGUAUAGCUUUGCCACCUCAAGAUAAAGAUUCGGUUGAUAGCAGAAGUUCCUAUAGCGAAGUUACACCCUCCUGCCACUCUCCUAUGAAUUCGAAUGAUAGCAGAAAUUCCAAUGUGCAGAAUGCUGGCUAUGGCGACUCUUCACCUGUAAAUUCAGUUGAUAGCAGAAGUUUUGAUAGCGAGAGAAUCUCAAGUUGCUCUUCAGAAGAAGUUGAGGGAACACAGUCAAUUUAUUCUGACAUUAGCAAAGAGCCUGAUAGUUCUAAAUUUAGAUUAGGUGUGGGAAUGCCAGCACGUACUAUCCGAUCAAAACUGAUUAAAGCAGGGCAUGUGCCAUCCACUCGAAGCGCUGGAGGAUUGGAGUGCGCCGACGUUGUGUUAUAUUUCUCAAUUGUUGAUAUAUUUCAGAAUUACAAUCUGGCUAAGCGCCUUGAACAUGCUUACAAGUCAAUCAAGUACGACUCCAAGUCAAUUGUUACAGUGAAUCCCAAGGCAUAUGCUUCUCGCUUCCAAGAUUUUAUGAGCCUCAUUUUUCAUGUGGACUCCUGAUAUUUGUGGACUUGCAACUGGGCUAUGGACAGUUCUGUGCCGUGCAAGUUUUUGACCAUUUGCAUAGACAUAUAAUAGACAAAUUAUUAUUCAUUAUGGAAGUGGGAUAUGCAAAAUGAUGACUUGGAAACACAGGGACAGCUGAUCUCAUUACCAAGCAAUAUGGCUCUGUCAAUUAGCAAUAUCUGGAUGAUUAUUGAUUUAUUUCCUUUUUUUUCUUAUUUAAAACAGUGUUCAGAUUAUCUAUGAUGGCAAAAACCAUUUAAAAGAGUCAAAUGAUUAUUA